AGAUAAACUUGUGAUCUUGUAGGUCAAUGAUGGAUGGACGAACCUUCUGCCGCACGGUCCGGCUGGGCGUCUGUUUUGAUGGACUGCGGUCGCGUGCAGCUGAUUGGAAACAACUUUCCACGUCCUCCGGCUCGCGCACGCUGAGUGAAGCGCAUGCGCAGCUAGCAGUUUUGGGGGUUGCACGAGUCCUUUCCUCUACCCGUUUUUUGCCGGAAUUUAAACCAAACAGACCGCAUUUGGAAUAUUCAACGCAUUUGGGAUACACACUUAAAGUAGGAAAAUUACUUUGUCAUAACGACGAGACGAUCGUGUAGCUUCAAAUACCAGGCCAGCACCGACAUAGCCCCUGUUAGCAUAUAUGCAUAGGUUAACGUUACUUAACGACACGGCAGCGAGCCAGUGCCUUAAUAGCCAGCUAUCGCUAACUAGCUAACUCUGACUAGCAUGACAUGUAACCUGCAGACAAUUAGCGUGUGCGUUGCGUUUGAUCUUUAUAUCAGAGGGAGGAGAGAGUAACAUGUCCUUUGUAAAUACGUGACUGAGUUGUAACAACAAGCUGUGCAAGAUCUCGUUAUUUGCACUAGUGCCACCGGUCCCAGCCAACGUGUAGCCCCCCUGCCUAGCCACUGCCACAGCUAGCUACCCUGCUAGCGUUAGCCUGGUAACCUUAGCUCUCCGGCUACGCAGCCGAAUAACUACCGUUACCGUGGCUCCGGUCACGUCUCGUGCAACGCCUCUCAGUUUGCAGAAACAAUGCGGGAAUAAGUAAAUAUGGGAACGUAGUGAAAUAUCUUAAUUUUUUACUAUUUCAGUUUUAGUUGUUUCUUUAGCUGACCAUUAUCAUGUCUGCGAGCGGGUUCACGGACCUGCGCGAGAAGCUGAAGGCCAUGACGCCGCACCGAGACGACCUAAAAAAAAACCAACUCCCCGAGCGGAGCAACGGCGGCGCCAAGAAGCGCAAGUACCGCGAGGAGUCCGAGGAGGACGCCGCCAGCGACCAGGAGCAGCGCGAGGCCGAGGCCCGGCGCGUCAAGAGCGGCAUCAAGCAGGCGACCGUCUUCAGCGCGCAGGAGUGUGCGCUCAUCGAACAGAAGAUUGACGAGGUGGUCGCCAAGGGCGACAAAGGUCUGUACCGCGAGCACACGGUGGACCGCGCGCCCCUGAGGAACAAGUACUUCUUCGGCGAGGGCUACACGUACGGCGCGCAGUUGGAACGCAGAGGCCCCGGCCAGGAACGGCUCUACUCGAAGGGCGAGGUGGACGACAUCCCGGACUGGGUGCACGAGCUGGUGAUCAGCCGCCUGGUGGAGCGAGGACUGCUGUCGGAGGGGUUCGUCAACAGCGCCGUGAUUAACGACUACCAGCCGGGCGGCUGCAUCGUGUCGCACGUGGACCCCAUCCACAUCUUCGAGCGGCCCAUCGUCUCCGUGUCUUUCUUCAGCGAUAGCGCGCUCUGCUUCGGCUGCCGCUUCCAGUUCAAGCCCAUCCGCGUGUCCGAGCCCGUGCUGCACCUGCCUGUACGCCGCGGGAGUGUCACCAUCCUCAGUGGUUAUGCAGCCGAUGAAAUCACCCACUGCAUCAGACCUCAGGACAUCAAGGAGAGGAGAGCAGUGAUCAUCCUCAGAAGGACAAGGCCAGAUGCUCCGCGAUUGGACACGGAUGCUCCAAGCCCCGCCCCUAUUCCCUCAGACCGCACACACAAGCGCUCCCACCGCAAAGCAGACCCUGAUGCAGCACACAGGCCACGCGUUCUGGAGAUGGAUAAGGAGGAGAACCGCGUGUCUCGUGUCCGAUCCCGCAGAGACUACAGUUCCCAUGAUUCACAGCGAGACAGCUCCACGCGCAGGGUCAAGAUGAGACGCCACUGAGAGACUACAUUUCCCACGAUGCACAGGGGGCAGUAGACUCCACGCGCAGGGUCAAGAUGAGACGCCAGUUAGACUACAUUUCCCAUGAUGCACAGAGGGACGGCGCCACGCUCUGAGUCAAUAUGAGACGCCACUGAGAGACUACAUUUCCCACAAUGCACGGGGGGACGACUCCAUUCGCAGGAGGGAUAGAGCCUGUGACAGCCAGCACCGUGGCAACCUGCAGCCUCUACAGACGUGUCACACACAUACACAUACACACACACACACACAACCUGCAGCCUCCCCACAUACGUGUCAUACACACACACACACAACCUGCAGCCUCCCCACAUACGUGUCACACACACACACACACCUCUGCAGCAUCUCCACAGACGUGUGUCACACACACACACAAACGCAAACCUGUAGCCUCUCCACAGACGUGUCACACACACACACACACACACACAAACCUGCAGCCUCUCCACAGACGUCUCACACACACAACACACACACACACCUCUGCUCUCAGUCCUGAGCAUUUAUUACACACAGACACACACACCUCUACACCUACACCAACUACAUGCAUGCCUGUCCACACACACCAUCACCAUAUACAAAUACAGACCAUCUGUACUCGCGCUCUCACACACACACACACACACACACGCACACACACACACACACACACACUACUAACUAACAGACAGCUCUCAACUGCUGACAGUGUUGGGACAAACUGACUUCUGGAGAGCACACAAUGUUGGAGAGACUGUGUGUGUGUGUGUGUGUGUUUCUCUGUGUGUGUGUGUGUGUUUCAUCCCAAAUGUAUGCCAUUUCAGAAGAGUGUGUGUGUGUGUGGGUUUCAUCCCAAAUGUAUGCCAUUUCAGACGAGUGUGUGUGUGUGUGUUUGUGUUUCAUCCCAAAUGUAUGCCAUUUCAGACGAGUGUGUGUGUGUGUGUGUUAUUGUUUAUAAUAAUAAUAUGUAUUCUUGCAUCAAAGAUGUACAGAGGAAGAAAUGAAGUUAUGAAGUCAUAAAUGAAUGUUCUCAA
Messenger RNA from Alosa sapidissima (American shad), 2908 nucleotides. It is a transcript of the gene alkbh5, whose product is annotated as alkB homolog 5, RNA demethylase. Gene Ontology annotation, cellular component: nucleus. NCBI's taxonomy places the organism in Eukaryota, Metazoa, Chordata, Actinopteri, Clupeiformes, Clupeidae. Gene Ontology annotation, molecular function: oxidative RNA demethylase activity. Bases 843 to 1868 code for a protein of 341 amino acids. The transcript has 5 exons. Gene Ontology annotation, biological process: mRNA export from nucleus; mRNA processing. The record is from RefSeq and is a predicted model, not a curated record.